AUGGACAACACGUCGAGAAGCAACGCCGACGAAGAUCCAGCUGAGGAAGUCUCGAUCCGGUUGCGAGGCGACUCCAGCUCGGAAACUAGCUACAAGACGACGACUCCUUGUGAAGACGUCCAUGAAGUUUAUCUCGGUCAUCUGCUUGACGACGCUGCCAGAAGAAGUUCUGAGCUCUCAACUACUUCUCAUCGGAGAAAUGCUUCUCCCGGGCUUUUUCCUGGCUCUCGCGGAGCACUGGACGCUUCGAUUUCCAACCGUCAAUCCAACGGUCAAGCUCGGAACGGAAAGCCUUCAGGAGUCGUUCUCGAUGGACAGUGUGGCCGCAACUUGGCAGCUAUCGAUUUUCGCAUCAAAGGCUUGAAAGGUUGAUUGCUAGAGAUCGCUUGGGCCAAUGCUGAGAAAUUCGAAAAAAUUUCGAGACAAUGAUCUUUAAACAAUUACGAGAUAUAAAGAUAUUUUGCGCGAAAAAAUCUAGUCUCCCUUCCAGAUUUGAGCUUUUUUCCAACCUUAUCAUUCAAGUUUUUUCCUCUCUCUUAUUUCUUAUUCUCCGGAAUCGGCGUUUGGCCGAGGCGGAAAGUUCCUUUUCUUCGCUUAUGAAUUGCAUUUUUGAAUUUUUUCAAAGUUACUACGAAUCUGUUCAAAUUUUAUCUGAAAGGUCAUCUCUUUUCACCUUCUUUGUUCUUUUACGCGAAUAUCUUCGGUUUUUUUUGAUUUUUUGAUUUUCAGACGAACGUGAGAACGUACAGAAAAAAACGUUCACAAAAUGGGUAAACUCGCAUUUGGUCCGCGUCAGUUGCAAAGUCCAGGUUAGUUUUCGGUAAAGGAUACAAUUGGUUGAUUUUGACUUGUUGCAGGACCUUUAUAUGGACAUGAGGGACGGAAAAAUGCUCCUCCGGUUACUCGCCGUCUUAUCAGGAGAACGCCUGGUUUGUGUUUUGAGAUAUUGAAUCUGAAUUCUGAAGUUUGAUUCAUAGCAGAAAUGUUUAUAUGUCCUCAAAAUUCAUUCUUGGAAUAAGUAUCAGCUUUUUGUAAUUUUUUUGAAUGCGAGAUUUUCGAACAAACUUUUAGGAAAAAAGAAAAAAAUUCUUGCAAAACCAAAGUUCUCAGUUUUUUUGAAGUAUAUUUUUUUGAUUCAUCAACUUUUUUUCAAACCGAUCUUCACGAAUAUGUUCUGAAAAUACCUUUUGGUGCGCUACUUUUUAAAUUUUUAUAAAUUUUCUCGAUAUUCAAUUUAUCUUUUGCUUUUGCAGAAGCGAUUUUCAUGUUUUUUUUCUUGUUUCAAAAAAAUCAGCCUUUUUAAUGUAUAUAUUUGGCAAUGAACCUUCUUUUUUUCCAAUAAUAGAAAAACUAGUUUGUAAAUUAGUUUUAUGAAAUAUAGGGAUAUUGCACCCCAGCGAAAUGUUCUCAAUGAACGAUAUAAACAGCUUUGAAGAGUUGACGUGCCUAACCUGAUUUUCUUCUUGUUCUUCUUUUCGUCUGGAAAGUAGAAAAAGGGAACGGAUUGUGGUCGAAAGACGUUGUCAUCAAUUUCACACGUUUUGAUGGUCAAUCUCGGCCCGAGCCGAAGUCCGCCACAUGCUGAGGCUGUGUAAUGCCUACGAGUUCCGCAGUUGCUGCCCAAAGUUCGGUGGAAACCGCCGCAUUUUACUGAAAAGCUUCGUGGGGCCGCUUCUUUUGAAAAAGAGAGGGCAAAUCAAUGCAAACGCACGACUGCAAAACAGAGAAGAGUUUUUUCCUUUUAUAGUCUGCGCGGAAGCGAAAAAAAAAGAAAAGGAAGAUGGAAAAGAGGGGACCAACUCCGCUGGGCUUUUCCUGAUUUAUUUCUUCAGAUAACACGACAUUUUGAACGAUUGUCGUUAUUUAGUCGAGAACAGAGGUUUUGAAAAAAAAAAAUGAAAAAAAAAUGGAGAUUGAAUUCAAGUUCAUAAAAAAAUAUAUAAGUAAAAAAACAUUUUUUUCAUAAGAGUUUCAAUGUUUAAUUACUCUUUUUAUUUAUAGCAGAAGGUUUCAUUAAUCUUCAAUUUGAAUGCUAGUUUUCAUUUAAAAAAAGGCUGAUUAGGGUAUUUUAUCGAAAAACUUUGAAAUGAGAGAAAUAAUAUUUCGGACUCGCCCCAGCUUUCUUCAUCAAUGUCUCAUUUUAGUUUGAAAUUGGAAUGAAUUCGCUUUUUCGGUAAAAAUUUAACAUUUGGUCAAGUUUUUCCAAUGAGUGUAUAUUUUAUCAAAAAAAAAAAAAUGGAAUAAAAAGAAGGAAAUGAGCGAAUUUGAACAGAAGGGAAUAUUUUUCAGCCGAAGCCGACUCCUGGAAAGAUGCGGAUCCACUGUCUGGAGAACGUGGACAAGGGUCUGCAGUUCCUUCGUGACCAGCACGUGCACCUCGAGAAUCUGGGCUCACACGAUAUCGUAGACGGCAAUCCGAGACUGACGCUCGGACUCAUCUGGACCAUCAUCCUCCGGUUCCAGGUUUGAGUGCGUCUCUCUCUCGCCUCAAUCAGAACCGGACUCAGAUCCAAGACAUUACGUUCGAAGACGCCGACAACCACGAGACGCGGUCGGCCAAGGAGGCCCUUCUUCUGUGGUGCCAGAUGAAGACCGCCGGAUACCCCAACGUCAACGUCCGCAACUUCUCCACCAGGCAAGUCCUCAUCUGGACUCAUCUGAAAUAUCUUUCGUGCACUGGAAUGAUUAUGUCACGAUAUAUCAACUAACUGAAGUAGUCUUUCAUUUUUCGAAUAGCAGUUAACUUCCCAUUCUAGAGUAUGGUUCGGAACUAAUGUGUCCAUUGACAAAGUCAGAUAUUGAUCGAUUAAAAUCUGUCCAGAGGCGUUUCACGAAGCGCCUUUUCCCUAGAAUGGAAUAUAAUGAACGGUUAAAACUGUUGGGUCUUCAACCUCUUUGGUUUAGGCGUUUAGUUAAGGAUCUGGUAUUAUCACAUCAGUUUUUGCAUAAUAAGUGCUGGUCAGACUCUUCCAUCCAGGUACAUAACAGCUUUGACCGUCCCAGUCAGCUCAGAGGAAAUGGUUUUAAAUUAUUAAAAACGAAACCUUCACUGGUUUUCUUCAAUUUCUUAUCACAUCGCAUUACUAAUGUUUGGAAUGACAUUGAACAUGAAUUAUUGGCAGAGGAAGACAAGAAAAAGUUUAAGGACAUAUUUCUAGUGUAUGCAGAAAGUGUUGGCGUCGAGCAUAUUCUUUCAAGUGUUCACAGAUCUGAGCCAUGAUCAACUUGGUUUUAAAUAUCUACUUGUUAUGGUUCUAUUUUUCUUUUCUCACACAAAAAACUUUUUUUUUCUUCACAGGUGGGGUUAGUUAAUCCACCUAGUGGUCUUUUUCCCUCCCAUCACCAUACCAUCCCGAUGUUGCGAAAAAUAAAUAAAUUGAUUGAACCACGUCACUAUCACAAAAACUUUGUUCUUAAAAAAAGUUACUUUUUUUUAUUAAAGAUUAAUUGCUUCCUCUCUAAAAAAAGAUUGGUUGUAAGAUUUAUUUCAUACAUUUAGUUGCUCUUCUAUUGUUUUAGGUAGACGCUCGCUAUUUUUUUAACUUCGCAUUUUUUUAAAAAAAGAUUAGUUAAAAAAAUUUGGUCGAGUGCUUCUUGUUUGGAGCUUUUCGUAUCCUUCAUUUUUUUACUUCCUGCAAUUUUCCUGGAUUUUUUUCAGAUUCAAAAAAACAUUCUUUCAGUAUAAUUAUGUUUGAGGAAAAUGAUAAACCUUAAAAAGUGAAAAGGGAUUUUCGUUUACCUACUGAAUUUAGUUGGCGAGACGGUUUGGCGUUCAACGCACUGAUCCACAAGCACCGACCUGAUCUGGUCGAUUACAACAACCUGCAGAAGUCCAACGCCCUGUACAACCUGCAAAGCGCGUUCGACACCGCCGAGCAACAACUCGGACUGGCCAAGUUCCUCGAUGCCGAAGGUUUUCGAGCACGAGAAAACUUCUGAAAACCCAUCUUUCAGAUGUGAACGUUGACCAGCCCGACGAGAAGUCCAUCAUCACUUACGUCGUCACUUAUUACCACUAUUUCAACAAGCUCAAGCACGACAACAUCCAAGGAAAGCGUAUCGGAAAGGUUUUUGCGUAUUACUUGAGAUUUCUCAAGUUCUCGACAUCAGGUGAUCAACGAGCUGAUGGACAACGACAAGAUGAUCAACCGGUACGAGACGCUCUCGUCGGACCUCAUCGAGUGGAUCAACCUCAAGAUCUCGCUGCUCAACGGCCGCGAGUUCCCCAACUCCUUGGAGGGCGUCCAGCAGCAGCUCACCGAGUUCAACAACUACCGAACCGAGGAGAAGCCGCCCAAGUUUGUGGAGAAAGGCGAGCUCGAGGUGCUGCUCUUCACCCUGCAGUCAGCCAUGCGCGCCAACAACCAGCGGCCCUACGUUCCUCGCGAAGGAAAACUCAUCGCCGACAUCAACCGAGUCUGUUUUCGUUCUCCACGAAGUUUGUAGGGAGAGAGAUUUCGAAUAUCGGAACCCAUGUGAUAAAACGGAACAAACUGUUAUGGUAUUUAUUGAGCUGCCCAACUAGUAUUUAAGACUGUUCAAAUUAAUAAGUUUUUCGAAUAAGAUUAUAAUAAAUAAAGCAAUACGUUUCUCUAAACAUUUUCAAUAGUAAAAAUGUCAGGCCUGGCAAGCACUGGAAAAGGCGGAGCACGAACGAGAAUUGGCUCUCAAGGAGGAGAUCAUCCGACAGGAGAAGCUCGAACAGCUCGCAGAAAGGUCUGUAUCUGGGGUUUGCCACUGAAUGAAAGGAGCUCUCAGAUUCAACCGGAAGGCCGACAUGCGCGAAACUUGGCUCACCGAGAACCAGAGACUUGUCAGCCAGGACAACUUCGGCAACGAUUUAUCAAGUGUCGAGGUUUUUUUCAAACGUUCCUUAUCACAUCUGCGGAAGAAGUAAAAAAUAUUGUGAUACCUAUUUUUUAAACAUGGUUUUUCCAACUUUUCUGCAUUUUUCAAAAAAAUUCAGCAUUUCGUAACAAUAAUUCAUUGAAAGCAAGAUUUUUUUGAAAUAAAGUGGUAAAAUGUUAAUUUUGGUUCUAUUCUUGAGAUACAAAUCACCAAGAAAACAGUUUUCUGCAUUUUGUUUUUCCUUUUUUUUUACCUUCGAAAAAUUCCUUUCUUGGUUUUUUAUUGCGGUUUGUUGAGUUUGGAUAGUUCUUGAUUAUGUCUCUUUUUGAAGGAACGUGACAUUUUUCAUUUGCAGGCCGCCACCAAGAAGCACGAGGCUAUCGAAACGGACAUUUUUGCCUACGAAGAACGUGUCCAGGCUGUUGUGGCUGUUGCCGGUUUGUUUUGGUUUUUUUUUUUCUAUCUUGUGAAAUUCUUUUUUUAAAUGUUAGAAGGAAUAAAAUCAAACUUUUUGCUGGUUUGCGGGAAUUUAUUGAAGCGUUAGCAGUGUUUUACAUUUUCUUUGGGGUAAUUUUCACUGAAAAACGCAUAAGUUCCGUACUUUCCAGGCGAGCUCGAAGCUGAACGGUACCACGCCAUCGACCAGAUCAACGAGCGCAAAGAAAACGUGCUCCGUCUCUGGAACUACCUGUUCCAGCUCCUUCUGGCACGUCGCGUGCGCCUCGAGCUUUCGAUGGCGAUCCAGCGGAUCUUCCACGAUAUGCUUCUGACCCUCGACCUCAUGGACGACAUCAAAGCACGGCUUCUGUCGGAGGACCUCGGUGCCCAUCUAAUGGACGUCGAAGAUUUGCUCCAGAAGCACGCUCUUCUGGAGUCCGACAUCAACAUCAUCGGAGAUCGUGUUCGCAGCGCCGUUGAACAGUCUCAGAAGUUCCGGAAUCCGGAAGGCCCAGACGGCAGUGGAUAUCAGCCGGUCGAGCCGGCAGUUGUCGACGAACGCUGUGACGUCCUUCAGAAGCGCUACCAGGAGCUCCUCGACUUGGCUGCCGAGAGGAAACGUCGUCUCGAGGACAACAAGCGACUUUGCCAGUUCUGGUGGGACGUCGCCGAACUCGAGCACGGAGUCAAGGAACAGGAGCAGGUGUCUUCGUACCUUUCUAUUCGAGAAAAAUUCGUUGCUUUUAAGGUGCUCAGUUCAAACGACACCGGUCGCGAUAUCGUCACCGUUUCUCACUUGUUGGCUAAGCACAAAAACGCUGAAAACAAUCUUCGCGAUAUCGAGAAGCAUCUGAGUCGUCUGGAUGAAGAGGGCGAACGUCUUCAGGCAGACCAAAUCCCAGGUCGGGACAUCACUUUUUCAUUGGGGUUUCAGAGGCCAGUAAGAAAUUAAAUCUGAAAUUUUUCUCGUGAGAAAGAAGGCACUACAAAAAACCUUCAUUUUCAUAUGAUUUAAAUGAUAUUUUGCUGAUUUUCUUAUUUCAGGAUCCGACAACAUCCCCCCGAGGCUACAAGAGAUCCGCGAUUACAUUUCCAAGCUCAAGGAUUUGGCUGCAGUUCGGAAAGAAAGACUCACUGGCGGCGUCGAUUACUACCAAUUCUUCACGGACGCCGAUGACGUCGACGCCUAUCUUCUUGACACUCUUCGUGUGGUCAAUUCUGACGACGUCGGCAAGGACGAGAACACCGCCCAGAUCCUGCUCAAGAAGCACGACGACAUGGCCGAAGAGCUGCACGCAUUCGACGAACAGAUCAAACUCCUCCACUCCAAGGUCGAAUCUUUGCCCAGAGAUGUGAGUUUUCGGUUCUUUCAUCAGUUGUAAAGUUUCAUUUUCAGGCUCGUGAGCAUCCCGAUAUUGUUGAGCGCCUUGACACUACCAUCAGACACAAGGCCAACUUGGAAGGAUUGGCCAAGCUUCGUAAGCAACGGCUCAUCGACGCGCUGUCCUUGUACAAGCUCUACUCCGACGCCGAUUCUGUUGAAGCUUGGAUCGACGAGAAAGGAAAACUUUUGGCUACUCUCGUGCCAGGAAAGGAUCUGGAGGAGGUUGAGAUCAUGAAGCAUCGCUUCGACACUCUUGAGCAAGACAUGAAAAACCAAGAAGCCAAGGUGGCCAACGUCAACGACUUGGCGCGACAGCUCCUUCACAUUGAGCAUCCGAACUCGGACGACAUUCUCCAUAGACAAAACAAACUCAACGCUCGCUGGGCUCAGCUCCGCGACAUGGUCGACCAGAAACGUGCAGAGCUUGAAAGGGCACAUCGUCUGGAGACGUUCCGCAUCGAUUGCCAGGAAACUGUCACUUGGAUCGAGGACAAGACUCGUGUUCUGGAGGAUUCCGAUGCGCUCACAAACGACCUCAGUGGCGUCAUGAAACUUCAGCGACGUCUGUCUAUGAUGGAGCGUGACUUGGGAGCCAUUCAAGCCAAGUUGGACUCGCUCCACAAAGAAGCCGACGCUAUCGAGCGUGAAAGGCCUUCUGAAGCGAAGGCUAUCCGCGAGGAUAUCAAACGCAUUCACCACGUCUGGGACAUCCUCAACAAGACAGUCCGAGAACAUGAGGCGAAAUUGGACGAAGCUGGAGACCUGCAACGUUUCCUCCGUGACCUGGACCACUUCCAGGCUUGGCUCACUGCUACUCAAAGACAAGUCGCUUCGGAGGAAGAGCCGCAGUCUCUUGCUGAAGCUGAACAGCUUCUUAACCAGCACGCCGCCAUCCGUGAGGAGAUCGACGGAUACGCAGAAGACUACAGCAAGAUGCGUGCCAUGGGAGACCGUGUCACUCAAGAUCAGACCGACCCUCAGUACAUGUUCUUGCGCCAGCGUCUGGCGGGUCUUCAAGAAGGUUGGGAGGAACUCCAGCGGAUGUGGGAAAAUCGGCAGCAUUUGCUCAGUCAGGGGCUUAACCUUCAAAUGUUCCUCCGCGAUGCCAAGCAAGCCGAAGUUAUGUUGUCUCAACAAGAAAACUAUCUGGCCAAGGAAGAGGCGCCACAGUCAUUGGAGCAGGCUGAAAACACGCUGAAACGUCAUCAGGACUUCAUGACAACUAUGGACGCCAACGAUGAAAAAAUCCGCGCUGUUGGAAUGUUCGGAGACCAACUCUGCCAAGACGGUCACUACGCUGCUGACAAGAUCCACAAAAAAGCUCGCAACAUCGACGAACGAAGAGAGGCUAACCGAGAGAAGGCACAGGCUGUUCUCGCCAAGCUCAAGGACACUCUUGGACUCCAACAGUUCUUGUCCGACUGCGAAGAGCUGCGUGAAUGGAUUGAAGAGAAGAUGAUUCGCGCCCAAGACGAAACCUACAGAGAUGCCAAGACCAUCACAUCUAAAUUCGUUCGUCAUCAGGCUUUCCAGAGCGAACUUCAGUCCAACAAGGAACGCCUCGAACAGCUGCGCCACGCAGCCAUAAACCUCGGAGACGACAAGCCUGAGUUCCACGGAACCAUCGACCCACAGAUUGAAGAACUCGCUACCCAGUGGGAGCAACUCGAAAAGACCACGGAAGAAAAGGGCCAGAAACUGUUCGACGCAAACCGGCAGCAACUCUACGUUCAGAGUAUUGCUGACAUGAAGGAAUGGGCUUCGCAAUUGGAGAAGGAAAUGGUCCGCGAGGAUCCGGCCGCCGACUUGACAACUGUCAAUGUUGCCAUGCAGAAGCAGCAGUUGAUCGAGACUGAAAUGAUCAAGAAGGCGCAGCACAUCGACCAGCUGAUGGAAAUGGAGCCUCAACUCGAAGAGAUGCAUCCUGAUGAGCUGGAGAACAUUCGUGCACAUCGUCUUGCUGUUCAGGAGCAACUUCAACGUUUGCAAGCUCCACUAGACGACCGCAGAAAACACCUCGAGCGAAAGAAGGCGGCCUUCCAGUUUGGACGCGACGUCGACGACGAACUUUUGUGGAUUUCGGAGCGCCUUCAUCAGGCACGAUCGCAGCCAGUCCUUGAGAGUCUGCCAGACUGUCACCGUCUGCAGAAGAACACUCAGCUUCUUUCAAACGAAAUCGACAAUCAUGAGCCCUGGAUUAAUAAGAUUUGCGGAAAUGGCCGUGAACUUAUUGACGAAGGACAUGAACGCGCUCCAGAGUUUGAGAAGAAGAUUGAAGACUUGCAAAAAGCUUGGCAAGAGCUCAAGGACGCCGUGAAAGACCGGAAGAACCAGCUGGGUGAAGCUGAAAAGGGGCACCAAUUCCUGUACGAUUGUGGAGAGGCUGAAGCUUGGAUGAGUGAGCAGGAGCUCUACAUGAUGCAGGACGAGAGAGGGAAAGACGAAUUCUCCACCGAAAACCAGAUCAAGAAGCACGAGCGUCUGCAGUCCGACAUCGAUAAGUUUGCCGAUACAAUCCGCGCUCUUGCGACCAAGGCCCACAAGUUUGUCGAGGAAAAGAGCCCGUUGAGCGACAAAAUCACCCUGCGCCAAGCCCAGAUCGAAAAGCUUUACGCCGGUCUUCAAGACCUUUCCAAGGAGCGCAGGAAGCGUCUCGACGAGACUUUGGAGCUUUACGCUCUGCAUCGCGAGAUCGACGAUUUGCUCCAAUGGAUCGCCGACAAAGAGGUUUGUUGAUUGAGAAAGUUUGAUUCAUUAUUCAGUCAUCGAAAUACCCCGAAAUACAAUAAAUAUAUCUUAAAAAUUUCUUUCAAGAAAAAUAAAACGCUCAGAUAUCUCUUUCACAAAACGUUGAAAUGGAUUUGAAAUUGAAAGUUUUGCGAAAUUCUUCGAAAAAUGAAAGAUUUUCGACGGUGUUAGCCUUGAUCAUUUGACCUCAUUUGACCAGAAAUUCUUUUAAGAUGUCUAAAAAAAAUUGAGUAGGAAUCGAAAUUUUCUGAUCACUCCUCAUAUUUUAUUGAAAUAAUUCCAAAUUUUGAACAUCAUUAAUAUCCAAGUCCAUUUAAAAUAAAAUAUUUAUUUCACAUCAAAAAGGUUUUUUUAGGUGGUGGCAGGAAGCCAGGAGAACGGUCAGGACUACGAACACGUGCAGAUGUUGCAAGAGAGAUUCCAGCAGUUCGCUCGCGACACGGAGAACAUUGGCAGCGAACGUGUCGCCAACGCGAAUGACGGCUGCGACUCGGUCAGUCUCAAAAAACCUGGAUCCUGUGUGUAUUCACAUGUUGCAGCUCAUCGGUCAAGGACACACGGACGCACCGACAAUCGCCCUGUGGAAGGACUCGCUGAACGAAGCCUGGGAGAACCUGCUCGAGCUCAUCGACACUCGGGCUCAGAUCCUCGAGGCGAGCCGCCUCUUGCACAAGUUCGUGUCAUUCUUGAUGUUCCUCGACUCUGAAGAUAUGAACGCAAAAAUGCUCGAUAUAGAGAUAUUAGCUAUGGCACUUUUCCAUACUUUGAGUAAUAUUUCAAAUAUGAAUGCCUUUUAUUGUUAGUUACAUGAUGUCAGCUAGAUUUCUCCUGUUUUUCUUAUAUCAAUCACGAUUUAUGAAGUCGUGCAGAAAGAAAGACAUCGAUAUUCAGGUUCUUCCACGACUGCCGCGACUGCCUCUCCCGAAUCAUGGAGAAGACCCACGCGAUGCCAGAAGACCUCGGCAGAGAUUCGAGCAGCGUCGGCGCCCUUUCGAGGAAGCAUCACAACUUCCUGAAGGACAUCGCCGCCAUCGGAGAACAGGUCCCCUUGAAGGCAUCUCGAGUCGCUCACCUUUCGGAGUCUAGGUGGCACAAAUCGAACGCGACGCGGCUGAGCUGAGGGACGGUUAUGCCGGAGACAAGGCCUUGGAGAUCGGGGCACGAGAAAGCGAAGUCGUCAAGGCUUGGCGACACUUGAGAGGCCUGUGCGACGCCCGUACCACGCGACUCGACGACACCUCCGACCUGUUCAAGUCGGUUCAACCGCUUUAAAGGGACCAAGAUGGCUUUCCAGGUUCAUGAAUAUGGUUCGUGACUUGUUGCUGUGGAUGGACGAAGUGAAGCGCGAGAUGAACUCGCAAGAACGGCCGAAGGACGUGAGCGGCGUCGAGCUGCUCAUGAACAACCAUCAGAGUCUCAAGGUGAAAUGUUUUGUGAGAAACUCAGAACUUUCGUGGUGCUUCCAUCUCAGAAAAGUGGUUUUGAUGCUGAAGCAUUCUUUCCCAACAUAUUUUGAAAAUAAAAUCAUUAAAUAAUAGGUUCCAAAGCAGGAAAUUGUCAGACAUUCUUCGAAAAAAGCUUCGUCCAACUCUCCAAUUUUAGGCUGAAAUUGACGCUCGAGAAGAAAACUUCAAUGCUUGUAUUUCUCUCGGACGCGACUUGCUCAACAGAAAGCACUAUGCGUCGAGUGAAAUUGAGAAGAAGCUGAUCAAACUGACGACGGAGCGAGCGGAGAUGAUGCGACGGUGGGAAGACCGCUGGGAGUACCUUCAACUCAGUUCGUCCUCCUCUCUUGUGCUCUCAAUCGCUCGCCUUUUGCAGUCUUGGAAGUCUACCAAUUCGCUCGCGACGCGGCGGUCGCCGAGUCGUGGCUCAUGGCUCAGGAGCCGUACCUCAUCUCUCGCGAGUACGGCAGGAAUCUCGAAGAAACUAUCGCCCUCAUCAAGAAGCACGAGGCGUUCGAAAAGUCGGCUCAUGCUCAGGAGGAACGAUUCUUGGCCCUCGAGAAGCUGACCACCGUAAGUUUCGAAUUGGGAAAGCUCCCUGAAGGGUUCUGAAUUGCAGUUCGAGCUGAAAGAACUGCAAAGGAACGAAGAAGAGGCCGCCAGAAGACGUGGAGGCCCCGCACACAUUGGCAGUCCUUCGCGCUCGCAGCCUCUCGAGACUUCUUUCUCCGCCGAGCCCGAUGGUACCUUUUUUUCCUCUUCAUCACAGACAUACACACUUUGCCUUUUUCGUUCGUCAUCCUUUUCGUUAGACACCUUUCCAUCUGCUUUUUGUAAUCUGUGACUUCACAAACUCUGCUGUGUUGUGUUUUUCAAAAGCAUGUAGCCAGCGCCAUCGUCUUUUCCAGAGUUCAACAUGACGCUCAGCAGUCUCGACAGUCAGGGUCGUCCCUUUGGUUUGAAUUUUGGCAUGUUUGCGACUUUCAAAACAUCUGAAAAUUUGCAUGUUGAUAUCAUCCCUUCACUUCAAUGUUUGAGGCGAAAUAUAGAGCUUCCCUCUCACCUCUAUAUAAACAAGUUCGCAGGCUUUUUAUUCGAACCGGUGAAAAUUGGUUCCAAGUCAAGUUUUUUGGAAUUUGAGCUCAUUUCUUUUCCGAAAACGCUCUUUUAUUAUAGAUUUUGAGAAACGAAGCGUUAAAAAUGUUUUUCUUGCAACCAAGUAGUUUCAAGCAGUGCGGAGAUGAUUGCGUUUCCUUUUUUCGUAUUGCUUUCGCGAACCGCUUUUUCCUUUUUGCAUGUCAUCGAUCCAUAAAAGUAACGUGAAGUGUUGUGGAUUUUUUUUUAGAUCGACACCAAAGAGCGCCUUCAGCCGAACCCAGCAGUUGGCGCAAGUCGCUCGCCCGAGCUCCCAAGUUCGACGCCAAAGACUCCCGCGGUAGAGUCCUUUCCUCAGUGGCCGAUGAUCGUUUCGCUUCGAGUGUUUUGUAGUUGUGGUUGUGAAAAAUAAUAGAUAGAAACGUUCUUGCGGAAAAGUGUGUCCACUAAACGCUUGACCCUUCAUUCAAGGACGGAAAGUUUUUUUUUUCAACAUAAAUGUACUUCAUUUUCCCCUCUUGUUCCAGAAAGAGUUCUGUGCUGUUUGGGAAGAUAAUUCAAUUUUUCAGAGAAUAUCGAGAGUCCAGUAUAUAUCAUUUCGAAUAUUUCUAUCAGCAUGUAGCUACUCGAAACUUUUUUCUUUUCUAUGAGAACAAUUUUAUUUUUACAGGUUUUUCGAAAUAGAAUACUCUAUUCCCCACUGGCCUGGAAAUCGAAUAUAAACUGAAAAUUUUUUUGGUCAGAAUAUGUUUUCCCAUUAGGCUUUGAAUUGAAACUAUUUGAUCAUUCUACUUUUUCAAAAAAAUUGCAUACUUUUUUUGAGAAAAAUAUUUUUUUAUUGAAAAAAAUUGCUUUUCAAAAACUCAAGAAGCUUCGGCAAUAGCUUAAGAUAUACAAAGACGUAUAAUAGGUUAUUUUGUUUUAUACCAUUAGUGAACUAUUUUUCAAAAAAAGGAAAAAGAUUAUUUUCAUUUGAUAUGAAAUGAUAUUUUUUUCGCUCUGGUAAUAAAUACCCACUUUUUUUCGGGAAUUAUCAGGAUUUACUUCGAAACACAACGAUACUAACCCAAAAAUAUAUUUUUGCUUCUUUUGAAAAAAAUAGCUUCGUAAAAAGGAGAUUUCAGGCUAUUUAAUGUAGAUUUUUGAAACCUCAUAUAUUCAAAAAAGGUGAAAAAGGUUGAGUGAAAACUUCCCAAGUAGUUUCCAGCGGCCUUCUAGCGAUUUUUUGAGAUCAGGCCGUUUGAAAAUUAUUCGUUAUAAAUAUCUGAAUCGUCUCAAAGAAAGAAAAUUCAGGUGAGCGACAAGGCGACGCUUUCGAAGGAACCCUCAUCCGUAAGCACACCUACGAGAGUCUGGACAGAAAGGCGUCCAAUCGGUCCUGGGAGAAACUCCUGGCCGUGCUGCGUGGGAACGAGCUCACUUUCUACAAGGACUCGAGACACAGGUUUUCGGGAGAAGCUGGACAAGGUCAGAACUUGGUUGUAGGGACGACAACACGACGGCGCACAACGAGACUCCGCUGACGCUUGCCGGCAGCUCGGUCAACGUCGCGUCAGACUAUCAGAAGAAAAAGAACGUCCUUUCGUUGCGGCUUCCCAUCGGCGCCGAGUAUCUUCUCCAGUGCGCCAGCGAGGUCUUCAUCUUUCGAUUCAGAUGUAGCCCUGUGCAAAAUAGAUUUCAAAAAAGGAAACCUCGAACAAUUAUUUUUUUUGGUUCUAAUUGGAAUAUUUCUCUCAUUGGAUGUUUUAAGCAUAAUUUAGUUCAGUGUGGAUGGUUUUUAACGCUUUUUUCAAUUCACUGAUUUCUAUUUGGUAAGAUUGAAAAGGAGAAAAAAAGUAUGCGUGGAAAUUAACAGUAAUAAUUUAACCUAAUCCCAAUAGUAAUUUCUCCUUCUUCUCGGGGUUCUUUUCCGGGAAAAAUCGACCUUGAGAAACUUUUUAACUUUCCACUUUUCAGGAAGAUAUGCAACGUUGGUUGACCGAGCUCCAAUUGGCGACUGGACAGUCCCAACUCGAAGAAGCCAGCAGAUCCCAAACGCUCCCAGGUUCGAUUCAAGACUCAAGUUUUAAUCUGAAAAGUGUUUUCAGUGGAAGGAAGCGCUACCAAAGCCAAGAAGGGAGGGUUCUUUUCUCGAAGCAAAAAAUAAGCUUUUGAACUGAUCUUCACAAUCUAAGUCACUGCCAUUCUCAACUUUUCUCCUUUUUUUCCCUUUGAAUCCGCUGAGAUUCCUUCGACGUCUUUCGGGCUAUCGGCGAGCUUCGAUUGUUCGUUUUUGGCAUCUUCAGCGUUUCCUUUUUUGUUUCGCCAACGCUGCUGCUUCGAGCUCGAGGUUGGUUUUUGACUGCCUCCCGAAAGUAGGGAAUUUUUUCCUGAAAAAAUUUAAUUGAAGAGUUGCCUUUUUCAUUUAUAGAAUUACUUGUCUUAAAAGCGUGUAUAUUACUAUUUCCACGCGCGGCUUCACUGAAUAGAAAAAGUGAAUAGACUUUUCUGCAAAAUCUCUUUCACUUCAUUCAGUCUAAAAUCUUCUGAUAACCUCGAAUUUUUUUUCAGCCUGGUUGUUCCUGGUGAUCUGUUGUUUGGGAAGAUUUUAG
Caenorhabditis auriculariae is the source of this 14549-nucleotide messenger RNA. The record is from the annotation of a GenBank genome assembly. NCBI's taxonomy places the organism in Eukaryota, Metazoa, Nematoda, Chromadorea, Rhabditida, Rhabditidae.